AUUGGCUACGAGGUUCGGGACGCGUGCAUGGUGGGCUUUGUCAGACUGCGUAAUGGUGUUCACGUCAGGGUUAGUAACGCAGUCAGUCAGAUUUAAAGGUGCAGGACGACAGCCACGAGUCCAUGUCCACGUCCACGUCCACGUCCACGAAACUCGUCGUCCUGUUUCUGAUCUCUGUCAUAUCCGCCAUCAUUCUCCUCCCGCGUGCCACUUUCUUCAAGCGUCCUCCAAACCUCCGGUCCGUCAUGACGUCACCCCUUCCGGUGAAUCAGUCCGAGUGGAAAGCCGCGUUAGACUCGCUCCCAUCUACACCAGACAAGAUACCCGCUUUCUUCUACGCCCACGGCAGUCCCUUUCUCGCCUAUCCGGAGCACCUGAGCCACGGUGGAGGCCUCACAGAUUGGCAGGGGCCCAAGGGUCCUCUUGCAACAUUCCUCAAGGACUUUGGUCCCGUCCUUUUGCAAAAGUACAAGCCUCGCGGAAUCGUCGUGUUUAGCGCACAUUGGGAGACACUGGGCGAAAGACUGGUGACCGAUUAUGGUUCCGAGAACCCGUUGUUGAUGGACUACUACGGGUUCCCGUCUGAACUGUAUAAAUUGAAGUUUAGAUCAAAAGGAGAUUCCGCAAUCUCGCAGCGGAUCGUGCAGUUGUACAAACAGGCCAACUAUCUCGCCCGCACCACUACCAAUCUCGAAUCCCGCGGUGAAGAUGGACGUGGCUUCGAGGGACCUGGGCUGGAUCAUGGCGUCUUUGUUCCAUUUAGAUAUAUGUUUGGUGAAGAAUUCAUGGACACGCCUAUCGUUCAAGUGUCCAUCGAUUCCUCCAUGUCCCCCGAAGCGAACUGGAAGCUCGGCAAGACAGUGGCUGCAUUGAGGGAAGAAGGCAUACUUGUCCUUAGCGGAGGGUUACUUAUCCACAAUUUACGCGACUUUUCUUCCUUUGAUCCUAAUGCAGCAAAGUCAAUAGUCAAGAGUUUUGACAAGGCUAUUCUAGAUGCCGUGGCGAUACCUGAGCCUGAAGAGCGGAAACAGGCCAUGUUCAACCUCACCAAGCACUCUGGCUUCCGUGCAGCCAACCCCAGAGAAGAACACUUUGUUCCGUUGUACAUUGCAGCAGGAGCCGCAGAAACGGGUAAAGUCAAGAUCCUGAAUGCAUUGUACGGGAUAUCCACUAUAGCAUUCGGAGUGUAGUAAAUGCAAUGCAACUAGGUGCUUAAUCUCUAAAUAUUUUAAUGGAACAUCUACACCUAUGUCGAUUACUUUGGGCAUCAAUGAAACCUCGAUCUCCC
Messenger RNA from Guyanagaster necrorhizus, 1288 nucleotides. RefSeq names its product Extradiol ring-cleavage dioxygenase, class III enzyme, subunit B. Gene Ontology annotation, molecular function: dioxygenase activity; zinc ion binding; ferrous iron binding. Lineage: Eukaryota; Fungi; Basidiomycota; Agaricomycetes; Agaricales; Physalacriaceae. The record is from RefSeq and is a predicted model, not a curated record. Bases 123 to 1190 code for a protein of 355 amino acids. The transcript is spliced from 5 exons.